AGGAAACGCAAGAGGAGGAGCGGGCGGGCGGGCGUAAUGGGGGUGGGGACGCCGCUGCCGCUGCUGCUGCCGCUGCUGCUGCCGCCGCCACGCAGCGGAUUAGUCCACUAAGAAGCUCUGCAGCGCUCAUCACUUUUUCGUGUAGUUAGCUUUGUCGCUACCCGCCCCCGCCCUCCUGCGUCUCUUCCUCGUCCUCCGUCUCGUCUUGUCUCGUGUCGUCUCGUUUGCUUGUCUUUCUGCUGCUUGUGCUUCAUCCCCACGCGGCUGGCCGGCGAGACAUGGCGAAAGAGAACGGCGAGUCCGCCGCCGCCGCCGCCGACGGCUCGUGGAAGAAACACGUCGACGACAUCAAGAGUGUGUUCGACUUUAAAGAAGUCCUGGGAACCGGCGCCUUCUCGGAGGUGGUGAUGGCCCGGGAGAAGGCGACGGGGAAGAUGGUCGCCAUCAAGUGCAUCCCCAAAAAAGCUCUCAAAGGGAAGGAGAUGAGUCUGGAGAACGAGAUUGCCGUGCUCAGGAAGAUAAAGCACGAGAAUAUCGUGGCUCUGGAGGACAUUUACGAGAGCUCCAACCACCUGUACCUCAUCAUGCAGCUGGUUUCCGGCGGCGAGCUCUUUGAUCGCAUCGUGGAGAAGGGCUUCUACACCGAAAUGGACGCCAGUCGGCUCAUCCGCCAAGUUUUGGAUGCCGUCAACUACCUCCACUCCAUGGGCAUCGUGCACAGGGACCUCAAGCCCGAGAACCUGCUCUACUUUAGUCCCCACGACGAGUCCAAGAUCAUGAUCAGCGACUUUGGGCUGUCCAAGAUGGAGGGGCCGGGCGACGUGAUGGCCACCGCCUGCGGCACUCCAGGUUACGUGGCGCCUGAGGUGUUGGCGCAGAAGCCCUACAGUAAAGCCGUGGACUGCUGGUCCAUCGGGGUCAUCGCUUACAUUCUGCUGUGCGGCUACCCGCCCUUCUACGAUGAAAACGACUCCAAGCUCUUUGAGCAGAUCCUCAAGGCCGACUACGAGUUUGACGCGCCGUACUGGGACGACAUCUCGGAUUCCGCCAAAGACUUCAUCAGCCGUCUGAUGGAGAAGGACCCCGAGAAGCGCUUCACCUGCGACCAGGCUCUGGAGCAUCCCUGGAUCGCGGGAGGCACGGCCCUCUGCAAGAACAUCCACGAGUCCGUCAGUCGGCAGAUGCGCAAAAACUUUGCCAAAAGCAAAUGGAGGCAAGCCUUCAAUGCCACGGCGGUAAUCCGCCACAUGCGGCGCUUGCAGCUGGGCACCAGCUUCGGCGGCAGCAGCAGCGUCCACGGCGCCGCCUCGGGCCCCGCCGGCAGAGCGCCCACCAAGAGUCAGUCGGUGGACUGCGCCCCGCUCCCCGUCCGCGACAGACCUCCGGCGGCCGCCCCGCCCUCCUCCGCCACGGCGGCGUCUCCUUCGGGCGAAGAGCUGCCGUCGUCGGCGCGCCCCUCCACCGUCACGGUCAUCCGCACGGGGACUAAAUGACGCCAAGUUCCGCGGGAGGUGAGCUGGGAGACCACCGAGCUUUAAGAGCGGGCCCGGUGAUCCCGAGCGGUGGCCCGUCCCGCCUCGCUACCACCCUCCCUCCCGCCUUCCCUCCCUCCCUCCCUCCCGCGUGACGAUUUUGAGCAGAGAGCCAGGAGCUGCGCUCGGCUCAGCGUCGCUCCUGAGCAAGUCGAGAAGGAAGCGCAAAACCAAAGUGCUGGUUUUAGCGGCGGCGCCGCCGCUGCCGUCCAAUGGGACGCUCCCGAGUACGCCUCGUGUAAAUAUUUUGCUUGAAGCCAAAUGGUGGCGCCGACUUUGAUUCUCGCCUCCGUGCGCGGUGGUGAUUUCCUUUCCUGUGAGAGGACACGCGUGGGUUCUCAGGGAUGACGGCGCUUGAAGCGGACCAAAGCGCCCGAGGCCACUGUGGAGCGCUCCGACGGGAGACUUUGCUUCCUUUCUGUAAAGCGGCGGCCAGAAUUUGGGCUGUCGUCAGGGUGAACAAACGGCAGCAAGACAAAGUGGCUCUGGAGGCCACAAUGAGGCAAAGUGCUUUUCAGGGUGUCGGCCAAAUGGCGUGGAGAGCUUUUUGUGAGCAAGCAAAAAUGUUGAGCUUGAGUACAAUCAGUGGUUGUGCGUCUCCUCAUAGCGGCCUGUUGAAUUUAGCAGAAAGACUCUGGCCCCCGGAAUGCCCCCCCCCCUUCCGGGUCAGGGUCAAGAAAACGCUCGGCAAAUGUAAACGUGUGUGUGUGUGGAGAGUAAAAAAAGACGAGUGAGCCUCUGUUUGCUGUGAAUACAAAAGUUUUAUUUUGGCAAUGUGGAAUGUCUCUGUGUUGUCGUCUUCCCUCACCAGAGUAGGGCAGCACGCACGCACACUUCCACAAGCUGUGAAUUGCUGCUCCAAAUGCAUGUCGCAUGUCUUGAUGUCAUGUAUUAAACAAGAAAGACUUUG
This is a messenger RNA of Syngnathus acus (greater pipefish), 2442 nucleotides long. RefSeq names its product calcium/calmodulin-dependent protein kinase type 1D-like. Gene Ontology annotation, molecular function: calmodulin binding; calcium/calmodulin-dependent protein kinase activity; ATP binding. Lineage: Eukaryota; Metazoa; Chordata; Actinopteri; Syngnathiformes; Syngnathidae. The record is from RefSeq and is a predicted model, not a curated record. The transcript is spliced from 11 exons. Gene Ontology annotation, cellular component: intracellular anatomical structure; cytoplasm. Gene Ontology annotation, biological process: peptidyl-serine phosphorylation. The coding region runs from base 279 to 1493 and encodes 404 amino acids.